This is a messenger RNA of Bicyclus anynana (squinting bush brown), 10309 nucleotides long. It is a transcript of the gene RpII215, whose product is annotated as DNA-directed RNA polymerase II subunit RPB1. The coding region runs from base 80 to 5818 and encodes 1912 amino acids. Gene Ontology annotation, cellular component: RNA polymerase II, core complex. Gene Ontology annotation, biological process: transcription by RNA polymerase II. NCBI's taxonomy places the organism in Eukaryota, Metazoa, Arthropoda, Insecta, Lepidoptera, Nymphalidae. The record is from RefSeq and is a predicted model, not a curated record. The transcript is spliced from 7 exons. Gene Ontology annotation, molecular function: DNA binding.
UUAUUAUCCAUCCAUAGACAAUCACUUCUAUAAAAAAGGUAAUUUUAUUUUACAACAAAAUUGUCAUCAGUCGUGCAAAAUGGCGACGACGAACGACUCAAAGGCGCCUUUGCGUCUUGUAAAAAGAGUACAAUUCGGGAUAAUAUCUCCAGAUGAAAUCCGACGAAUGUCAGUCACAGAAGGGGGCAUCCGCUUCCCGGAAACUAUGGAAGGCGGAAGGCCUAAACUUGGAGGCCUUAUGGACCCUCGACAAGGGGUGAUUGAUAGGAGUUCAAGGUGCCAGACUUGCGCUGGUAAUAUGACGGAAUGUCCUGGUCACUUCGGCCACAUUGAUUUAGCAAAACCAGUUUUUCACAUUGGUUUCAUAACAAAGACAAUAAAAAUAUUGAGAUGCGUCUGCUUUUAUUGUUCCAAGCUGCUUGUUAGCCCUACAAAUCCUAAGAUCAAGGAAGUCAUUAUGAAAUCAAAAGGCCAGCCUCGUAAACGUCUGACAUAUGUUUAUGAUUUGUGUAAAGGUAAAAAUAUUUGUGAAGGAGGUGAGGACAUGGACAUUGGCAAAGAAGGAGAGGAAGGUAAAAAGAGUUCAGGUCACGGGGGUUGUGGACACUACCAACCAUCCAUUAGACGGCAAGGCUUGGAUCUCACAGCAGAAUGGAAACAUGCUAAUGAAGAUACACAAGACAAAAAAAUUAUCAUAACAGCUGAGCGAGUGUAUGAGAUAUUAAAACAUAUAACAGAUGAUGAAUCAUUUAUAUUAGGUAUGGAUCCUAAAUUUGCUAGACCUGAUUGGAUGAUUGUCACAGUUCUCCCAGUUCCACCGUUGGCUGUCAGACCAGCAGUUGUUAUGUUUGGAUCAGCUAAAAAUCAAGACGAUUUAACACACAAACUUGCAGACAUUAUCAAAGCUAAUAAUGAAUUGAUGAGAAAUGAACAGUCGGGAGCAGCUGCACAUGUACUGACAGACAAUAUCAGAAUGUUACAGUUUCAUGUUGCAACCUUUGUAGAUAAUGAUAUGCCUGGCAUGCCUAAGGCUAUGCAAAAAUCUGGAAAACCAUUAAAGGCUAUAAAAGCACGAUUAAAAGGCAAAGAAGGAAGAAUCAGAGGAAAUCUUAUGGGAAAACGUGUUGACUUCUCAGCCAGAACUGUCAUUACACCUGAUCCUAAUUUGCGAAUUGAUCAGGUUGGCGUACCCAGAUCUAUCGCACAAAAUUUAACAUUCCCGGAAUUAGUUACGCCUUUUAACAUUGAUAGAAUGCAUGAGUUGGUUCGUAGAGGAAAUGCUCAGUACCCAGGUGCAAAAUAUAUUGUGCGUGAUAAUGGCGAAAGAAUAGAUUUACGAUUCCAUCCCAAACCAUCAGAUUUACAUUUACAAUAUGGAUACAAAGUUGAACGUCAUUUGAGAGAUGAUGACUUGGUCAUUUUCAACCGACAACCAACUCUGCACAAAAUGAGUAUGAUGGGUCAUAGGGUUAAAGUUUUGCCCUGGUCGACAUUCCGUAUGAAUUUAAGUUGUACUUCACCAUACAAUGCUGAUUUUGACGGGGACGAAAUGAAUUUACAUGUGCCACAAUCCAUGGAAACCCGUGCUGAAGUAGAAAAUAUUCACAUCACUCCAAGACAAAUUAUUACUCCACAAGCAAAUAAACCUGUCAUGGGUAUUGUGCAGGAUACUUUAACAGCUGUGCGAAAAAUGACAAAACGAGAUGUAUUUCUCACAAAAGAGCAAGUUAUGAAUCUUCUUAUGUUUCUGCCCACAUGGGAUGGAAAAAUUCCUCAACCUUGUAUUUUGAAGCCACAGCCACUCUGGACUGGGAAACAAAUUUUUACUUUAAUCAUUCCUGGAAAUGUCAACAUGACUCGAACACAUUCCACACAUCCGGAUGAAGAAGAUGAUGGACCUUACUGUCAUAUAUCACCUGGAGACACUAAAGUUAUAGUGGAGCAUGGUGAAUUACUAAUGGGUAUUUUGUGUAAGAAGAGUCUUGGUGCAUCAGCUGGGUCUUUGUUGCACAUAUGCAUGUUGGAAUUAGGUCAUGAAACUGCUGGACGCUUUUAUGGUAACAUUCAAACGGUUAUUAAUAAUUGGCUGUUAUUGGAAGGUCACUCAAUCGGUAUUGGAGAUACUAUUGCUGAUCCACAGACAUAUCAAGAGAUCCAGCGUGCGAUUGUAAAAGCUAAAGAUGAUGUCAUAGAAGUUAUUCAGAAAGCUCACAAUAUGGAGCUAGAACCUACUCCUGGUAAUACUCUAAGGCAGACAUUCGAAAAUCAAGUAAAUCGUAUAUUGAACGAUGCUCGUGACAAAACGGGAGGUUCUGCUAAGAAAUCACUUACAGAAUACAAUAAUCUCAAAGCUAUGGUGGUCGCUGGUUCCAAAGGUUCAAAUAUUAAUAUUUCUCAGGUUAUUGCUUGUGUGGGACAGCAAAACGUUGAAGGUAAACGUAUUCCAUUUGGUUUUCGUAAAAGAACAUUGCCGCAUUUUAUUAAAGAUGAUUAUGGUCCUGAAUCAAGAGGUUUCGUAGAAAACUCGUAUCUUGCCGGUUUGACUCCUUCCGAAUUCUAUUUCCACGCCAUGGGUGGUCGUGAAGGUCUUAUCGAUACUGCUGUAAAGACUGCUGAGACAGGAUAUAUCCAGCGACGUUUGAUAAAGGCUAUGGAGUCUGUAAUGGUACAUUAUGAUGGAACUGUACGUAAUUCUGUAGGACAACUUAUUCAGUUGCGAUAUGGAGAAGACGGUUUAGCGGGAGAAACAGUUGAAUUUCAGAGUCUUCCAACAGUAAAACUAUCUAACAAAGCGUUUGAAAAGAAGUUUAAAUUCGAUCCUACAAAUGAAAGAUAUUUAAAGAGAAUCUUCAAUGAGGAUAUCAUAAAAGAACUAACUGAGUCUGGGUAUGUGAUUGCUGAUCUUGAGAGUGAAUGGGAAAGGUUGGUGAAAGAUCGAGAGGUACUGCGGCAAAUUUUCCCAAGUGGUGAAUCUAAAGUUGUAUUGCCCUGUAACUUCAGAAGAAUGAUUUGGAAUGUACAAAAGAUUUUCCAUAUAAACAAAAGGCAACCUACUGACUUGAGCCCGAUUAAAGUUAUACAAGGUGUUAAAGAACUUUUGAACAAAUGUGUAAUUGUGGCUGGAGACGAUCGCCUAUCUAAGCAAGCUAAUGAAAAUGCUACUCUACUUUUCCAAUGCUUAGUAAGGUCAACACUUUGUACCAAGUUUGUAUCUGAAGAACAUAGGCUUUCAAGUGAGGCUUUUGAGUGGUUAAUUGGAGAAAUUGAAACACGUUUCCAACAAGCACAAGUAAAUCCUGGUGAAAUGGUUGGUGCUUUAGCUGCUCAAUCUCUUGGAGAACCUGCUACUCAAAUGACAUUGAAUACUUUCCACUUUGCUGGUGUGUCGUCCAAAAACGUAACCCUGGGUGUGCCACGUCUGAAGGAAAUCAUUAACAUUUCAAAGAAACCUAAAGCGCCUUCGCUGACAGUUUUCCUUACUGGAGGUGCUGCCAGAGAUGCGGAAAAAGCUAAAAAUGUCCUAUGUAGAUUGGAACAUACUACAUUGCGUAAAGUCACCGCCAACACUGCUAUUUAUUAUGACCCUGAUCCACAAAAUACUGUUAUUGCUGAAGAUCAAGAAUUUGUCAAUGUUUAUUACGAGAUGCCAGAUUUUGACCCAACAAAGAUUUCUCCAUGGCUUUUAAGAAUUGAAUUAGACCGUAAAAGGAUGACAGAUAAAAAAUUAACCAUGGAACAAAUUGCUGAAAAGAUAAACGCUGGAUUCGGAGAUGACUUGAACUGUAUCUUCAAUGACGACAAUGCUGAAAAACUUGUAUUACGUAUUAGAAUCAUGAACAAUGAAGAAAGUAAAUUCCAGGACAAUGACGAGGAAACUGUUGAUAAGAUGGAAGAUGAUAUGUUCCUUAGAUGCAUUGAAGCUAAUAUGUUAUCUGACAUGACGUUGCAAGGAAUAGAAGCGAUCGCCAAAGUGUACAUGCAUUUACCUCAAACAGAAGCAAAAAAACGUAUCACAAUUACUGAACAAGGUGAAUUUAAAGCCAUUGCUGAAUGGUUACUGGAAACGGACGGUACUUCAUUAAUGAAAGUUUUGUCCGAACGUGACGUUGAUCCUAUAAGAACAUUCAGUAACGACAUUUGCGAAAUAUUCCAAGUACUUGGUAUUGAGGCUGUGCGAAAGUCAGUAGAAAAGGAAAUGAAUGCUGUCUUGCAGUUCUACGGGUUGUACGUAAACUAUCGUCACCUUGCUUUGCUUUGUGACGUCAUGACUGCCAAAGGUCAUCUUAUGGCUAUCACUCGUCACGGUAUUAACAGGCAGGAUACUGGAGCAUUGAUGAGAUGCUCUUUUGAAGAGACAGUAGACGUUUUACUUGAUGCUGCUAGUCAUGCUGAAGUAGAUCCUAUGAGAGGUGUAUCCGAAAAUAUAAUUAUGGGACAAUUACCUCGGAUGGGAACAGGAUGUUUUGACUUGCUGCUUGAUGCUGAAAAGUGCAAACAUGGAAUGGAAAUGGGAGGACUAACAGUAGGCAUGGGAGUUGGAGGAGGAAUGUACUUUGGCGUUGGUACACCUUCCAUGACUCCUUUGAUGACACCUUGGUCUAAUCAGAACACUCCUGGAUAUGGAAGCAGUGUUUGGUCUCCUGGUCAAGUUGGAAGCAGUAUGACUCCCGGCGGACCAUCAUUCUCACCAUCAGGAGCUUCGGAUGCUUCAGGAUUAUCUCCAGCUUAUAGUAGUUCUUGGUCACCUCAACCUGGAUCGCCAGGCUCGCCUGGAGCUCCCUUAUCGCCCUAUGCAUCGCCAGCAGGGGCUUCGCCGUCAUAUUCCCCAACAAGCCCAGUAUACGUUGCCGCGUCACCUAGUCUCACUCCCACUUCUUCACAUUAUUCGCCAACCAGCCCAUCAUAUUCACCAGCUUCGCCUAAUUAUUCUCCAACAUCGCCUAAUUAUUCUCCUACAUCCCCUAUAUAUUCACCUUCGUCGCCUGGCUAUUCACCUACGUCACCAGGUUACUCUCCUUCAUCUCCAUCGUAUUCGCCAACUUCGCCCAGUUAUUCACCCACAUCGCCUGGCUAUUCACCAACAAGUCCUGCAUAUUCGCCGACGUCGCCCAGCUAUUCUGCUACGUCUCCUAGCUAUUCACCGACAAGUCAGACUUAUUCACCUACAAGUCCAUCUUAUUCGCCCACUAGCGCGGCUUAUUCACCGACUUCUCCUGGGUAUUCUCCAUCGUCACCUAGUUAUUCUCCAACUAGCCCUGCUUACAGCCCAGCGUCGCUUAGCUAUUCGCCGUCUUCGCCAAAUUUCACACCAGCCGCACCGACAUAUUCGCCCACAAGUCCUUCAUACACCCCAACAUCGCCGGCAUAUUCUCCUACUUCUCCGAGUUACUCCCCAUCAUCACCACAGUACUCACCCUCGCCGAGCUAUUCACCGACGUCACCUUCACAUGCUGGAGGGAGUCCCACAUACUCGCCUACAAGUCCGCAUUAUUCACCAAAGAGUCCUCAAUAUUCGCCAAGCAGUACGGCGUACUCUCCCUCAUCACCGCAGCACCCGGGAAACACUCGAUAUUCACCUACUUCAUCAAAUUAUUCUCCUUCAUCGCCAAAUUACUCUCCGUCAUCCCCAAGCUAUUCGCCAUCAUCAACCAAAUAUUCCCCAACAUCACCGACAUCACCAACAUACACCCCGACGUCUCCUACAUAUUCUUCUAAUUCACCAGCUUAUUCGCCCUCUUCAAUUGUACCAUCCACUUAUUCGCCUACUUCACCUAAUUACUCACCUACAUCACCUUCACAUGAUGACGGCGAUGAUUAGACAUAAACUAGAAAUUAUGUACAGCUUGGCAAAAAAGUGUAGAAACGGAACUAACUCUUACAACACUUUUCAACUUGUCAGUUGUUAGUCCCUAUGCUGUUAAUGAUCUCGGGAUUAUUUACAAAAUUUGUCAGCUUGACAAAAAAUGUCGGCUUUGAAGGUUAUGUUGAUAAAGUUACGUUUACGUUUCUCGUGUUCGUGUUGCCAUAUUAGCGGCGCCCCUAUUAAUUUCUACUCUUUUUUUGCCAGCCAAUACAAGAUAAGUUGGGCACGUAACGGUAACCUUGUAUUGGCACAACGUGUAAACCCUGUAUCCCUCCUAUUUCCUAAAAGGAGAUCCGUGCCCAGCUGUUAAUUAGAUUGAUGUACUAAAAAGUAUAAAACAAAAAAAAUAUUGUACGAAAAAAAAUAAUAAAAACAAAAAUUUACGUUAUUUUUAAGAAUUGAUCGUAUAAAAACUACGUGUAUAAGUUAAGUUAUUUAGGCGUAAUUUAAUAUUUUUUUUGUGUUUUAAUAAAUAAGUUUACUUCAAUGGUAGAAUAUAAAAUAUUCCACAAAUUUUAAUGUCUGUUUAUCUGUAUCAUCCAUAAAUCUGUAAUUAAUUGUAAUUAUUGUACUACAAUUAAUUCCUUCAGAAUGGUAAUACAAAUAUUAUUUUUAUUGUUUUUUGCAUUUUGUUUUAAUAAAUUUACUUAGCGUUAACGUAGACAUGGGAUUAAUAUGUGCAUCAAAAUGCAUAAUGUAGAGUUUAACAAUAAAGUUAAUGAUAAUUUGAUAUUACUCCAUCGUUCAUAUAAAUUCUUUUUAAAGAAUUAAUAAUAAUCUAUGUAAUAUUUCAUUUAGUUGUUUUUUCUACUUUGAACGAAAUGGAAAAUAACAUUUCAAACCGUGGUUUACCCUCAAAUUCUUUUUUCGGUAAUCCAUUUACAGUGUGUACAGAACAUACAAAACUGUAAAGCUGACGCUUUACUAUUUCCGUGGUGUGAACGGCUUUUAUAUAAAUUCUAUAGAGACUGAAUAUCGUUCAUCACGGGAUCUUUACUUUGAAUCAAAAUAAAAAUAUUCAUUUAAAUAAGUCGUAAAGCGAGCGUACACACUUAUAUUUUAUUCUAAAAACAUUAUUGCCUAUCUAAAAAAUUAAAGAAGUACCUAUAUUGUAAUAUUUGAAAAUCAUUGCUCUGCGAAAGUUUAUUAUGUACAAAAAAAAUAUUUACUCUAUUAUUUGCGUGCAUUGCAGAUUCAAUUGCAAAUUGAAUUUUUUUUAUUUGUAAAUUUCAAUUGCAAACUGAAAGAGAAAAAUUGUCAGAGUCGAUGUUUGGUGAGGUCUGUCAGGCUUUGGUGGGUGUGCUAAUUUUGAUUUAUUAUAAAAUGAAGGAUUUUCGUAAUUUUUUUUCUGUAAUAUAAAAAUGGUCCAAAAAUGCCGUGCUCAAAAUGGUCAGUCUCCUGUCAAGACAAAGUCAAUGACUUGUAACAAAUUGUAAGAUGACAGUAAAAUAAUGGUAAUUUAUAGAAAAGCAAUCUUAUUUGCGAUAGUUUCAAAGUCAGAUCAGAGUUGUCGAACAUGUGUUUUGAUAAUGAUUCAAAAGUAAACUAUUUUACUAAAAGAUAAUUUAUGUUUAUUUUGAAUAAUAUUAUGAAUCCAAAGAAUUGUAAGGUCUGAUACAACUUAAUGAAAAGCUUGCCAUAAAUAAAUAAAUUUUCAUUUUGAUUUACACCAUAGAAAUGUAGAAAUGUAGAAGAGUUAAGAUCAGUAACAAACAGUCAAAAAUUAAUGUAGAAGAGUUAAGAUCAGUAAUAAUUUAUUUUUUUAUUUGCUAUGCCCCGCUGUUUCACCCGCGUAUAUAGAUCAUAUUGCCGUAGGAUUAUUAGGAUAAAAAUUAGUUAAUGUGCUGUUUCAGACUUUAAUUUAUAUCGUAUAAUUAAAUAUAAAUUUGUGCCAAAGGGGUUGGAAGAUUAGUGACUAGUGUGACCGUCCGCAAUUUUGUAAUUUUCGAAAAUUAUUUUAUUAGAGCACCCAUACUUAUGUCAUGAAAAAUAUGAAAAUUUAUUUUAAUAAUAAACCUAGAACCAAAGAAAGAUUUUUAAUAUCGGACUUUAAGCACCAAAUGAGUUUAGUUCCUGUAGGUAUCCUAUCGAACUAAAAAGUUCUGCAUUUUUUACACAUGGGAUAUGUAACUUUCUUCCAAAAUAUGUUACCUACCUAAUUCUUAAAACCUGUGGGCCUAUAAUAUGACCAAUGGCAGCGGCGGAGUUGUUCCAGUAUCAUCCCAUCUCUUCAUCCAAACGGCAAUGAAAGAAAGCGAUCAUUGCGGUUGCUAUUGGUUGAAAUUUGUCUAUUUCGCUUCUCGAUUUAAGUCGUUGGUUGCAUGUUACGUGAAUUGGGCAUCUGCGUGGCACCUUAGACCACAGCUACACUUACCAUCAGGUGAGAUCGUGGUCCAGCGCGAGCCCAUAUUAUAAAAAACCUAUGAAUCAGAAAGCAUGUUUGAAGAAAUCAAACAUACUCGCAGGGAAUGAGUCAGAGUCUUUACAAGCAGCGUGGUGAAGCCGGUGAAACCCAUAAAAAACAAACUUCACGUGUCUCCUUGACUUCCGCUUAAACAAACUUUUUUUAUAAUUUUUAUUUCAAAAUUUAACACUAACAACAAUUAAUAUAACAAUAAUAAAAUAUUCCAUCUCAUUUGUUUAGUUUUUGUAAACAAUUUUUAAAAUAUUUAAAAACAGGACGCCAUUUUUCUUGAAAAAUGUUGAAAAUUACUGAUGCGACGCUCUGUGUUGUACCUACUGACUCGAGAAUGAAUUCGUUUUUGGAACGAUUACGACACCGUCGUGUUUCGUACGCUCUAUCUGCAUAUUAUUCUUUAAUCUGUGCUCGUAAUUCGUAUGUAUAUCAAUGGCGGCUAGUCAUAGGCCUCCGCUCAAACAUUCUUCCAACCCCUUUCAUCCAGAUCAUUCUGAGUACCUAGUGUAUCUGACUAACACGAUUAUAUAGUUAGUUAUAGGAUAUUUUCUAUCUUUCUUUACUAUUUUUAACCGACUUCCAAAAAGGAGGAGGUUCUACGUUCGGCUGUAUGUAUGUUUUUUUUUUUUUUUUUUUUUUUUUUUAUGUAUGUCCAGCGAUAAUUCCGUCAAUUGUGGACCGAUUUUGAAAAUUCUUUUUUUGUUUUGUAGGGUUUACUUCCAGGGUGGUCCCAUUUUUUUCAUGUCAGGAUCUGAUGAUGGCAUCCUGGAGAAAUUGAGGGGAACUUUCGAAAGUUGUAGAGACGGCUAGUACGUUUGUUAGUGUUUCCAUAAGGUAUUUUAAACUACUACAACUUUAUGAAGGUUUGGAGUUGGUCUGAUGAUGGAGCCGAAACACAGACGAUGGAACUCGUCAAGGAUUUACAGCAGUCACCUUUUGUUUGGGCUUGAUUAAUUUGUAUUGAUGAGUACUUUCCACCUAUAUGGGUUGUGACUGUAUUAAGGGUCUGGUGAUGAAGACGAGGGACAGUGAAGAGAACUCCUCGACGCUUCACAGUAGCUACCUUGUGUUUGGACUUAAAAAAAUUGUAUUGAUGAGAACUUACCACCUAGGUGGAUUGUGACUGUAUUAAGGGUCUGAUGAUGAAGACAAGGGACAGUGAAGAGAACUCCUCGACGGUUCACAGUAGCUACCUUGUGUUUGGACUUGAUAAAUUUGUAUUGAUGAGAACUUUCCACCUAGAUGGAUUGUGACUGUAUUAAGGGUCUGAUGAUGAAGACGAGGGACAGUGAAGAGAACUCCUCGACGGUUCACAGUAGCUACCUUGUGUUUGGACUUGAUAAAUUUGUAUUGAUGAGAACUUUCCACCUAGAUGGAUUGCGACUGUAUUAAGGGUCUGGUGAUGAAGACGAAGCACACUGAAGAGAACUCCUCGACGGCUCACAGUAGCUACCUUGUGUUUGGACUUGAUAAUUUUGUAUUGAUAAGAACUUUCCACUUAGAUAGGUUGUGACACGCAGUGGGUAUGCUAACACUAAAAAUAAAAAAAUAAAAAUUUUAAUAAAAAAAAUUCAACCGACUUCCAACUCAAAAAAUAACUUUAACUAAAAAGCAAAAAAUAACAUCCUACCUAUGUGCUACCUUCUGAUCAGUUUGAAGGCGGUGCCAAGCCAGUGUCGUGUUUUAAUUAAAGCUGUUUCUGGAAUAACCACAGAAGUUUUGUAGUUUAAACGUAUUUAAUUAAAACAUCACUGGCUUGGCACCGCCUUCAAACUGAUCAGAAGGUAGCACAUAGGUAGGAUGUUAUUUUUUGCUUUUUAGUUAAAGUUAUUUUUUGAGUUGGAAGUCGGUUGAAUUUUUUUUAUUAAAAUUUUGUUAAUUUGUAUUGGACAUAUUUGGUAUACAUACCUAUGCUUAUAUUCAACAAUAUAAAUGUAUUUUUGGAUAAAAUUGUACUAUCAAUUUGUAUAUUACCUACACAUAACUUACCUUAUCUAUUUGUCGUGAAAAUAAAGAACGUUGAAAAAUAA